ACCGGGAAUUCGCAGGUCUAGCGGUGAGUAACUCAAAUGUAUGAAGUGGCUUGUGGGCCUCAAUUAAAAGUCUUGGCCCAAAAUAUGUGUCCUACAUUACCGAAGAAGCUGUGCCUUGAUAUUUCCUUUUUACUUUUUCUUCUUCUUGAUAUUUCCUUUAUCAAGUCGGCAAAAGAGUGUACGAAGACUGACGGGAUUAGGAGAAUAAAAUCACAAACCUUAUAAUAUCAGGAGCACGUAGCUUUUAUUAUAUAAAGGAGAAGCAAUCCAUCUAUUGAUUGAAUCAUCCGAACAAGAGAUAGAGAUCAAGCAAAUAAGAAUAGAGUGUUUGUUGCUUUAGUUCUUAUUUUUGUUAUCUAGCUAUUCUUUGUUACAAGGGAACUAAGUAUAAACUCUCAACAACAUGGAUAAGGAUGAAGCGAAAAGGGCAUUGGAUAUUGCUGAGAAGAAACUUUCAGAGAAUGAUUACGUUGGAGCCAAGAAAUUUGUUUACAAGGCUCAGAGUUUAUACCCGGAUCUUGAUGGCUUGAACCAAGUGUUGAUGAUGAUCGAUGUUUAUACCUCUGCAGAAAUCAAGAUUAGUGGAGGAAUAGAAACUGAUUGGUACGGAGUUCUUGGUGUUGAUUAUAAGGCUGAUGAUGAAAUAGUGAAGAGGCAGUACAAGAACUUAGCCCUUUUGCUUCAUCCGGACAAGAACAGAUUUAAUGGAGCGGAAGGCGCGUUUAAGCUGGUUUUACAUGCUUGGUCUCUGUUAUCUGACAGGGCUGAGAGAUUCCUCUAUGAUGAAAGGAGGCUGCAGAAGAAACCACCACCAAGUGCAAAGGCUAAGGAUGCGCCUUCAAAUCAGUUUUGGACAAUGUGCAGUGAGUGUAAGACACGAUGCGAAUAUUGGAGGGAUUCUUAUCUUAACAAGACCGUACUAUGUCCAAUGUGUGGUAAGACUUUCAUUGCAACCGAGCAAAUUCCACGGGCAGUUAAGAAAACCAGCAAGACCUACAAUGUAUUGUUUGGAUAUUGUAGAUGAUGAAUCUUAACUGUUUGACUUUUUUUAAGAAGUCUAAGAUG
Molecule: messenger RNA, 1065 nt
Organism: Brassica napus (rape)
Lineage: Eukaryota; Viridiplantae; Streptophyta; Magnoliopsida; Brassicales; Brassicaceae
Product: dnaJ homolog subfamily B member 12
Exons: 2
Coding region: 404-1024 (206 amino acids)
Source: RefSeq, a predicted model, not a curated record